This is a messenger RNA of Vespula vulgaris, 2882 nucleotides long. RefSeq names its product exosome component 10 (gene Rrp6). The record is from RefSeq and is a predicted model, not a curated record. Gene Ontology annotation, biological process: nuclear polyadenylation-dependent snoRNA catabolic process; TRAMP-dependent tRNA surveillance pathway; nuclear polyadenylation-dependent antisense transcript catabolic process. The transcript is spliced from 5 exons. Bases 157 to 2793 code for a protein of 878 amino acids. Gene Ontology annotation, molecular function: nucleotide binding; nucleic acid binding; 3'-5'-RNA exonuclease activity. Gene Ontology annotation, cellular component: nucleolus; nuclear exosome (RNase complex). Lineage: Eukaryota; Metazoa; Arthropoda; Insecta; Hymenoptera; Vespidae.
GAGAGAUACGUGCUAUGUGAUUAAAUUGCGCGACGAACGAGCUCACCGGUAGCAAUAAAUAAUUUAACAAAUUCAUACGGUCUCUUGUGGUUAAUAUAUGCCGAUCGAUCGAUCGGUUCGUUUUUGGUCUACACGUUCAUGUGAGUAUCUAAUACAAUGGAAACAACAGAAAAUUGGGAUGAUAAUAAUGAGAUAUUUAUAAUUGACAAUGAAAGAAAAAAAAAAGAAAAUAUCGAAGAUAAACAAGUUAUAGCAGGUUUUGCUACGUUCGAUGAUUAUCUUAAGGAAGUGUUUGAUGCUAUUAGAGAAGGAAUCAAAGCAGCAAAUAAUUUACCCACUGGAGAGAAUUUUAAUUACUAUGAAUGUUUCCCAAGUUUUAAUAAAGCAAGAAAGGGAGAUUCGGAGAGGCUAUUAAAAAUGAUGCAAAAAAUAAUUAAACUAUCAGGAGUGAGCGGUAAUAUAGAAAGACGCGAUAUAGAAGAGAAGUUUGAACUUUUAUUGGAAGCAAAUGAUGUGUUUCUAGAUAAGGCAGGUUUAUGUAUGGAUGAAGAAUGUGGUAUUUUAAAAAAUCCUGAAAUAGAAUUAGUUGUAUCACAAACUAAGAAGGAUGUUACUGGUAGUUGGAAUCUAACAUCAUCUACAAACAGCAAACGAUUAUUGGACAAGUCUAAAACUGCACAAGCAGUGCGUCUCUUGACUGCACGAAAUAUACAAAGACCGCAAUUAACUUUCAAGGAUAAAAUUGAUAACAGUUUAAAACCUUGGCAACCUAAAAUUAAAGAUAAGCCAAAUUCUUUAAAACCAUUGGCUAUUUAUUUAGAAGAAACUGAAGAUGGAGAAGUAUUUUGUCAUCCUUAUGAAUUUGAAUUGAAUAAGUUUCAACCUCCAGAAAAUCAAUUACAAAAAGAAGAACCUGUUAAAUAUAAAGAAUUACAUGAAACUCCAUUAAUAAUGAUAAACAAACCAGAAGAUAUCAAAAUUUUAUUAAAUGAUUUAAAAAGAUAUCAAGAGAUUGCUGUGGAUUUGGAACAUCAUUCUUAUAGAAGUUUUCAAGGUAUAACUUGUUUGAUGCAAAUAUCAACCGGUGAUACUGACUACAUAAUUGAUACAUUAACAUUAAGAUCAGAAUUACAUGAGCUGAAUGAGAUUUUUACGAAAUCUACUAUUCUAAAAGUAUUCCAUGGAGCAGAAUUUGAUAUUCAAUGGCUUCAAAGAGAUCUAUCUAUAUAUGUAGUAAACAUGUUUGAUACUCAUCAAGCUGCUAAGCAACUAAAUUUACCAUAUUUAAGUUUAGCUUAUCUUUUGAAACGAUUUUGUAACAUAGAUCCAAACAAACAUUUUCAACUAGCUGAUUGGCGUAUAAGACCUUUACCUGAUGAACUUUUAAAAUAUGCAAGAGAAGAUACACAUUAUUUAUUGCAUAUUAAAGAUAUUUUAAGAAAUGCAUUAAUUGAUUCUUCAAAUGGAAAGACUAACAUUUUAAAAGCUGUAUAUGAUAGAAGUACAGAGAUAUGUAAAUUAACUUAUAUAAAGCCAAUAUGGACCGAAGAAAGUUAUAUGGAUAUGUAUAGGAAAAGUCAAAAAUUAUUUAAUAAUAAACAAAUUUAUGCUUUGAAAGAAUUACAUAAAUGGAGAGACAUGACAGCUAGAGAAGAAGACGAUAGCACUGGUUAUGUUUUACCAAAUCAUAUGCUCUUAAACAUAGCCGAGACAUUACCACGUGAAAUGCAAGGUAUUUUAGCUUGCUGUAAUCCAAUUCCACCAUUGCUUCGUCAGAAUCUAUUAAAACUUCAUAAGAUCAUACUUAAAGCACGAGAUCAAUCUUUAAUAAAACCAGUAAAAGAAAAUGAUAUUAGACAACGAUUUGUUCGAGAAAACCAUGCAAUAAACUCAGAAGCUUGGGCUUAUUCUCCUCAUGACAUACCAAGUGGUACAGAAGUUAGAGCUGAUUUGCCUUGUCUGUUAGAUGAAUCAAAUCAAUUAGAAAUAGAAGAAAUACCAAAUUGCAAUAUUAAUGUAAAACAUAAUAUUACAGUAUUUGAUAGCCCAAAUUCAUCUGAGGGUGAACAAUCAACUUCUAAUGAAAUGGAACACAAUAGAAAGAAAAAAUUCAUAUUUAUUAGUCCCUUUGAAAGAUACAAACGUGUAAUGCCUAUGAUAGCUGAACAAGAAAAACAAGAUAGGCAAAAACAAGAUGAAGAAGAAGAAGAAAGAUUAAAUAAAUUGAAAAUCAAAGAUGCAUCUUCAUCUAUAUUCAAGACUGGUCAGAAAUCUCUUUCUGAUCAAACUACAUCGGAUCAAAGUUCAAGUCUUAAAAAAAACCAAAACUUCUCUAUUCCACUAAAACAAAUGCCUGGAAGAAAAAGAAAACGAGAUUCAUCUGUGAGAGAUUCAUCAGAUGAAAGGUCUGAUAGUAAUUUGUCUACACCAAUUCCAUCUUUGAACAAAAAGAUAAUGCAAGGUGUAAACAAAGAAUUACUUAUGACCGAAGAUACAACGAAUGAACAGAAUAAACAAUUAACUGUACAAACCGUUUCAUAUGAUCAAAAUUUAACUGUUAAACCUUUAAGGGAACGUAAAAAAGGAGAGAAAAAAGCAAAUGCAAAAGAAUUAAGACAAAAAGGAAUGCUUCCUGUAGAAACAUUUGAUUAUAAAUCUGUUGACUUUAAUAACACUUUCCAAGGUGGUAGUAUCACUAAUGAUGGAGCAAGUCAAGCAAACUUUAUGCAACCAAAAGAAUGUAAGAAAAGAAAUAAAAAACGAAAGAAAAAGAAUCAAAAUCUGACUAUAUAAAUAUACAUUUUUUUUUUUAAUUUUUUUGUCUAAAGAUAUAUAAUUAUAUAGAAAAAUAACAAACCAUUUGUACAUAUAUGAUAUCUAAC